Messenger RNA from Haplochromis burtoni (Burton's mouthbrooder), 4014 nucleotides. It is a transcript of the gene grm2b, whose product is annotated as glutamate receptor, metabotropic 2b. The transcript has 6 exons. Lineage: Eukaryota; Metazoa; Chordata; Actinopteri; Cichliformes; Cichlidae. Gene Ontology annotation, molecular function: group II metabotropic glutamate receptor activity. Gene Ontology annotation, cellular component: membrane. The record is from RefSeq and is a predicted model, not a curated record. The coding region runs from base 760 to 3438 and encodes 892 amino acids. Gene Ontology annotation, biological process: regulation of synaptic transmission, glutamatergic; G protein-coupled glutamate receptor signaling pathway.
ACUCAAAAUAAUGACACAUCUUUCGCUGCUGUGGCUCCCUUCACUGACUUGCAAACAAACGCUGUAUGAAGCAUCGUCAGGUUUCUGAGACGAGCACGGUGUCGACUCUCGCACUCAUUAUCUCUGUGGAAGAGCUGCGAGUGGCUGUGCGUCUCUGAGCCGAUGGGCUACGGCAGGAUUUUCUCAGCGCCGCUUGUUUUGAAGUUAAUUUGACGAACUUUCCGAAGAGAAGCGACGUUCAAUAUGAAAUGUAACGUUAAAAAAAUGCGCGGUUAUGAUUUAAUUUAGACUCACUUGCCUCUUAGUCCUGCUCGCUGUGAGAGACAAAGAGAAGCCCUCGGUCCUUCUGCUGCGCUUGUGGAUGGAUAUAUGAGCACUUGGGCGGUAGUCUACGGGCUCGUAGUCACUGUGGCUGGCAGGCACAAGUUGGGGGGCACCGAAAGGAGUUUGUAAGACUUACCAAUGUGAAGAACACUUCAGAACCAAGGACAGAUCCAAACCGAUGCCUGGCAAAGAUGCCCAAAGUGAACAACAUCUGGAAUCUGCUCGUCACAUGAAGCUCUUCACGUUUCUAACGUACUGAAGCUCGGCUUGCGCAAAGAAACCCUUCAAAUCCAUUCGGGAAGAAACACCUAGUGCUACUAACAGGAAAGAUGCUGCACUCACUGACAGAGGACUUGAAAGACAUCUGCCUCCAAAUUGUGUGAACCUCUUCUGCUCUCCACUUCAACCUGCUAAAUCAAGCUACCUGGUCCUGCCAUGCUGAGUGCAGUGCUCUGCCCCAAGUCGCAGGCCAAUUCUGCACAUUACUGGCCUCUCCAUGUGUUCCUUCUCGAGCUGCUGAUACCAGGAGUCCUGCCUAGUAUUUCCAGACUGCCCCCUUCAACCAAACGUGAGAUCAUCGUCGAUGGGGACUUGGUGAUUGGAGGCCUGUUCCCGGUGCACGAAAAAGGCGAUGGAAUGGAAGACUGUGGUAAGAUCAACGAGGGGAGAGGGAUCCAGAGACUGGAAGCCAUGCUGCUGGCACUUGAUGAGAUUAACUCCAGCGAUCGCAUCCUUCCUGGUCUCCAGCUGGGGGCUCACAUCCUGGACACCUGCUCGAAAGACACUUAUGCUCUGGAGCAGUCGCUAGAUUUUGUAAGAGCAUCCCUAACUAAGGUGCACGACCCAGGUUUCAUCUGCCCAGACGGCUCGAGACCAAUUCAAAAUGAGGUUCCACUGGCCAUCUCAGGGGUUAUCGGAGGAUCUUACAGUGAUGUUUCAAUUCAGGUGGCUAACCUCCUGCGACUGUUCCAGAUCCCUCAGAUCAGCUAUGCCUCUACUAGUGCAAAGCUCAGUGAUAAAACCCGCUAUGACUACUUCGCUCGCACCGUGCCCCCUGACUUCUACCAAGCUAAAGCAAUGGCUGAGAUUCUGCGUUACUUUAACUGGACAUACGUGUCAACAGUAGCAUCAGAGGGUGACUAUGGUGAAACAGGCAUUGACGCCUUCCAGCAGGAGGCCCGCUCUCGCCAAAUCUGCAUUGCCACUUCAGCCAAAGUGAGUCGUUCCAUGAACCGCCAGGGCUAUGAGAAUGUGAUCCGCUCCUUGCAACAAAAGUCUAACGCAAAGGUUGUCAUCCUGUUCACGCGCAGUGAGGACGCUCGCGAGCUCCUUGUGGCUGCUGCCAGAAUGAAUGUCACUUUCACUUGGGUGGCCAGUGAUGGGUGGGGAGCACAGGAGGGUUUGGUGAGGGGCAGCGAGACUGCAGCAGAUGGAGCUUUCACCAUUGAACUAGCCUCCUAUCCUGUCAGAGAGUUUGAAGACUACUUUACCAAACUGAACCCAUCGACCAAUAUGAGGAACCCGUGGUUCAGGGAGUUCUGGGAACACCGGUUUGACUGCAACCUACAGGAGCCUGGCUGUGCUGACUACAGCUUACGAGAUGGAACUUUCGAACAGGAAUCCAAAAUCAUGUUUGUGGUGAACGCAGUCUAUGCGAUGGCCUAUGCCCUGCACAACAUGAGGCAAGCAGUGUGCUCCAACACAUCUAAGGUCUGCGAUGCUAUGAAACCAGGUAAUGGCAAAAGGUUCUACAAGGAGUUCAUCUUGAAGACCAAAUUUGAAGCACCAUUCAAACCUGCAGACACAGAGAACAUGGUGCGCUUUGAUUCAGUUGGUGAUGGCAUAAGCCGCUACAACAUCUUUCAUUACCACAAAGACGAGGGGAAGUUCGUCUACAAGAAAGUUGGUUACUGGGACCAGAACCUGACCUUGAAUACCACCAUGGUGCACUGGCGUGGUGAUGUGCCACCAACCUCCCAAUGUAGUGACCCUUGCAGGAAGAAUGAAGUGAAGAGCAUGCAGCCUGGUGAUGUGUGCUGCUGGAUCUGUAUUCCCUGUCAGUCCUACCAGUACCUGCAGGAUGAGUUCACCUGUGCUGACUGUAGUUUCGGUCAGUGGCCUCUGGCUAACUUGACUGGCUGCUAUGAUCUGCCUGAAGAAUACAUCCGGUGGGAGGAUGCCUGGGCUAUUGGGCCUGUUACCAUUUCUUGCCUUGGCAUACUGUGUACCCUGUCAGUAGUAGGCGUAUUCUUCAAGCACAAUGAAACACCGGUGGUUAAAGCAAGUGGACGUGAGCUCUCCUACAUCCUGUUGUUGGGAGUGCUGAUGUGCUACAGCAUGACCUUUAUCUACAUCACCAAGCCUUCCACAGCUGUUUGCACCCUACGCCGUCUAGGCCUGGGGACCUCCUUCGCAGUAUGUUACUCAGCUCUCCUAACCAAGACAAACCGCAUCGCUCGCAUCUUCAGUGGGGUAAAGGAUGGAGCGCAGCGGCCACGUUUCAUCAGCCCGGCCUCCCAGGUAGCAAUCUGUGGUGCUCUUAUCUCCUGCCAGCUUCUAGUGGCUGUUAUCUGGCUGCUUGUGGAGGUGCCAGGGGUUCGAAAGGAGGUGAGCCCAGAGAGGAGAAACAUUGUUACGCUCAAGUGCAACAGUAGGGACACCAGCAUGCUCAUCUCUCUCACCUACAAUUGCAUUCUCAUCAUCCUCUGCACCGUCUACGCUUUCAAGACAAGAAAGUGUCCCGAAAACUUCAACGAGGCCAAGUUCAUUGGGUUCACCAUGUACACCACCUGCAUCAUCUGGCUCGCCUUUCAGCCUAUCUUCUACGUCACAGCCAGUGACUACAGGGUACAGACCACCACCAUGUGCAUCUCCGUCAGUCUGAGUGGCUCCGUGGUUCUCGGGUGCCUCUUCGCCCCAAAGGUCCACAUCAUCCUUUUUCAGCCCCAGAAAAAUGUGGCCACACUAAGAGUCACAGCCAACCGCUUCAGUACCACAGUUUCUACGUCUGCCUCUGCCCCCAGCUCCAGCUUCUCAAAAGGAUCAGCCUCCAACUAUGUGCCAGCAGUUUGCAACGGGCGAGAAGUGGUGGACUCCACAACAUCCUCUUUGUGAAAAACAUUCCUCUCUAAGCAGAAGCAACCAUCCUGUCAUCAAUCAUCCUUCCAUCCAACAGAGCUGUGUAUGACAAAGCCCCCAUGGCAUCUAACAUGUUGCAGAGAGAUAACUAGACUGACAGUGGCAAUGGUAACUCUAACUGUGAAAGCGUAACGAUGUUCUUACAGUGAGCAGUAUGUAUCAACUGUAAAGCCUUUUUUUUGUAUAGAUUUAAUAUGCUGUGAUCUCCUUGGUUUACAGAUAGAUGUGAUUAAAUGCACCGUGCCUUGUCCUAAAGAGUCUUGUUGUCAAAUGGGUGGUUGUGAAGCAAUAGUGUUAUACAAAAACAAAAGGCUGUUCUUAUUGUGUUCUUACAGUGCUGUGAAUAUAUCCAGAUGUUUAGACAUUGACAAAAAAAAUGCUUUGAGAUAAAGUUAGCCCUUCUGUUAAGCAAAAUGUGUGACUAACUAUAGUAAAUGUGAUGAAAACUAGGCAACUAGACAACGUAAAGGACGUGUGUUAAUGUAGACUGGUAUAGCAGUGCGUGCUUACUUGUAAUUUAUGUAAAUAAAAUGUUCUUUUUUAAUAUUAAAA